AUGAAUGUGAGCAAGAUGGUAGGGACUGGAAUCUUCUCUACUCCCUCGUCUGUCUUUGAAGGAGCCGGCUCUAUCGGCCUUGGUCUGUUCUACUGGGUGAUAGGGUUCGCAGUCGCAUCGAGCAUGCUCUCCGUAUACCUCGAAUUCGCGUCAUAUUUUCCAAGUCGGUCUGGAUCAGAAGCUGUGUACUUGGAACAGGCGUACCCGCGGCCCAGGUACUUCUUUCCUACGGUCUUUGCCGUGCAGACUGUGGUUUUCUCCUUCAGCAGUAGUAAUGCUAUCGUCUUGGCCAAUUAUCUUUUCCAAUUGGGAGAGUCGGAACCCACAGCCUGGCAAUCUAAGGGCGUUGCUCUUGCGUCGUAUACUGUGGCAGUCCUCGCCGUCUCCUUCAAUACAAAAUGGUCUCUGCACCUCUCCAAUGCAAUUGGGUGGAUUAAGCUUAUUACAUUGAUCUUCAUUGCAAUUUCUGGACUCGUGGUGCUUGGCGGCAACGUUUCGUCUAUUGAUGACCCAACAGCGCAUUUUCGAAACGCUUUUGAAGGGACAUCGGAUGCUACAGUGUAUGGAGCCACCAACUCACUCAUCAACGUGAUGUUUUCCUAUCAGGGUUAUGAGAAUGCCUUCAACCUAGUAAAUGAGGUCAAAAACCCUAUCAAGACACUCAAGUGGAGUGGUCCUGCAUCACUCAUUACCACGGGUAUCCUCUACAUGCUUGCAAAUAUCGCCUACGUUGCUUCUGCGAGCAAGCAGGAGAUUGUCGAGUCUGACGUCAAUGUUGCGAGUCUCUUCUUCCUGAAGGUCUUCGGCGGUGGUGGCGCAUCUCGCGCACUUAACUUCCUGAUCUGUGUCAGUGCAUUUGGUAACUUGCUUGUUGUUCUCAUUGGACAGUCUCGAAUGCUUCGCGAGUGUGGCAGACAAGGAGUACUUCCAUUUACGAGGUUCUGGACAUCCACUCGUCCCUUCGGAACCCCGCUGGGGCCGUACUGGUUAAAGUGGGCUCUAACGGCUCUCAUGAUCCUGGCUCCUCCGGCCGGCGAUGCCUUCAAUUUUGUCGUCGAUCUAGGAGUAUAUCCGCAAAGCAUGUUCAACUUUUUCCUUGCUGUUGGGUUGUUAUUCACCCGCAGACAUAGAAAGCGCCUCAAUAUUCCUCGAACGGAGUGGCAUGCCUGGACUAUUGUUGUUUACUUCGCAAUCCUGGCCAACCUUUACCUGCUUGUCGCGCCGUGGUACCCGCCGUCAACUGGUGCAACCGGAGGCGACGUGAGCUUCUGGUAUGGAACAUAUGUCGUCGUUGGGAUCUCACUAAUUGGCUUUUGCGGUUUGUAUUACUUUGUAUAUAUGAAGGUUCUACCGCACUUUGGUGGCUAUGAGUUCCGUCAGACGAUCAUUUCAGGACCUUCAGGAGAGGCAUCUCAUAAAAUGGUUAAAGUGCCUAAUGAUGAGCUUGCAAAAUGGGAUGAGGAGCAUGAUGCUGCUGGACGGCUUCGUCGACGGGCGAAUGCUAGUAAAUCUGACCAGGCUGGAGAUGCUUGA
This is a messenger RNA of Aspergillus versicolor CBS 583.65, 1533 nucleotides long. RefSeq names its product high affinity methionine permease. Lineage: Eukaryota; Fungi; Ascomycota; Eurotiomycetes; Eurotiales; Aspergillaceae. Gene Ontology annotation, biological process: amino acid transmembrane transport. The transcript has 8 exons. Gene Ontology annotation, cellular component: membrane. The record is from RefSeq and is a predicted model, not a curated record. Gene Ontology annotation, molecular function: L-amino acid transmembrane transporter activity. The coding region runs from base 1 to 1533 and encodes 510 amino acids.